Messenger RNA from Dromiciops gliroides (monito del monte), 835 nucleotides. RefSeq names its product cornichon family AMPA receptor auxiliary protein 4 (gene CNIH4). Gene Ontology annotation, cellular component: COPII-coated ER to Golgi transport vesicle; endoplasmic reticulum membrane. Bases 81 to 500 code for a protein of 139 amino acids. Gene Ontology annotation, biological process: endoplasmic reticulum to Golgi vesicle-mediated transport. The record is from RefSeq and is a predicted model, not a curated record. NCBI's taxonomy places the organism in Eukaryota, Metazoa, Chordata, Mammalia, Microbiotheria, Microbiotheriidae. The transcript is spliced from 5 exons.
GCGCGGGGGAGGCCAUUGGUGGGCGGUUCCGCCGACGGUAGCCGGUUUGGCGGAACUGGCGGCUACGAAGGCGCCGAAGGAUGGAGGCGGUGGUUUUCGUCUUCUCUCUCAUCGACUGCUGCGCUCUCAUCUUCCUUUCCGUCUAUUUUAUAAUCACAUUAUCUGAUUUAGAAUGUGACUACAUCAAUGCUAGGUCUUGUUGCUCAAAAUUAAACAAGUGGGUGGUCCCAGAAUUGAUUGGCCACACUAUUGUUACCGUAUUAAUGCUUAUUUCAUUGCACUGGUUCAUCUUUCUCCUCAACUUGCCUGUUGCUACCUGGAAUAUAUAUCGGUUCAUUAUGGUGCCAAGUGGGAACAUGGGAGUGUUUGAUCCUACAGAGAUACAUAACCGAGGGCAAUUGAAGUCACACAUGAAGGAAGCCAUGAUCAAACUUGGUUUUCAUCUGCUUUGUUUCUUCAUGUACCUUUAUAGUAUGAUUCUGGCUUUGAUAAAUGACUGAACCUGGAAGGAGAUGCCUAAGUUGGAGUCUUAUACUACAAUGAACAGUUGAGGAGCCAGAGAUGAGUUUAGUCCAUACCUAGAACCGUGUCCAUUAAGCAGUAUAUUUUUUUCCUCUUUGGACAAAAAAAACAAAAAACACUAAAAAACUAUUUUUGCUGUAUUUUUACCACAUAAAGUAUUUAAAAAAUAUGAACUGAGUUUUUGUAGAUUUGUGGUUCUCAGCCUCAGCCCUAGCCAAGACACGUAUUUGAUCUUCUCUGUGUUGAAAAUCGUCAUUUGUUGAAGGAAUGGUACUAUCAGUGAAGCCAAAGAAAUAAAGAAUAAAUAUAACAA